This is a messenger RNA of Gasterosteus aculeatus aculeatus (three-spined stickleback), 1894 nucleotides long. Lineage: Eukaryota; Metazoa; Chordata; Actinopteri; Perciformes; Gasterosteidae. The record is from RefSeq and is a predicted model, not a curated record.
AUAUUUUAAUGCAGGUAACAGGCUCACUGCUUGGAAGUCUGAUAGCGAAACGGACCAAAUACUGGGAGGAAUGUAACAUAACUCUGGCAACAUGGGCACUACCAGAAAAUGGAAUCUACUGUAAAGGAACGUUUGACACAUUUGUGUGUUGGCCCCAUUCAUCUCCUGGGAAUGUGUCUGUCCCCUGUCCUUCUUACCUACCAUGGAUCAACGGCUCCAGGAGGGCACACAGAGAAUGCUUAUUGAAUGGUGUAUGGCGAAAGAAGGAUAAUUCCUCCGAGACCUGGAGGGAUGACUCAGAAUGUAAGGAGGACCAUUAUUUCAAAGACAAGGAGGAUGAAAUGCUUCGCCAGACAGCCCUCAGGCUUAUAUCUGUCAUCGGCUAUUCCAUGUCCUUGUCCUCUCUUUUUAUUGCUACUCUCCUGUUGGGCAUGUUGAGGAAGCUCCACUGUACCAGGAACUACAUACACAUGAAUCUCUUUGUGUCGUUCAUCCUGAGAGCCCUGGCUGUCAUCUCUAAGGAAAUUGUAUUAUACAUUAUGUAUUCCAAGCUACCCAAGGACGAUCCAGGAUGGAACUCCUAUUCAAUCUCUGCGAUAGCGUUGAUAUGUAAAUUUUCCAAAGUGUGUAUGGAAUACUUUGUGGCCUGUAACUUCUUCUGGCUCUUGGUGGAAGCCAUUUUCCUCCGUACGCUGCUCUUCACAGCUGUGCUGACCAAGAGACAUCUGCUGAAGAACUACAUGCUGCUCGGAUGGGGCACACCUAUUUUGUUUGUAACACCAUGGACAGUGGUCAAGAUUUUAUAUGAAAACACUGAAUGCUGGUCAAUUGUGAACAAAUGGUUCUGGUGGAUAAUAAGGGGCCCUAUUACUUUUUCAGUGCUUGUAAUUUUCUUCAUAUUUAUUAAGAUUCUGAUGCUGCUGCUAUCCAAGCUAAAAGCAGAUCAGUUGACGUUGACAGACUACAGAUACAGCUUGGCCAGAGCAACACUGGUACUGAUUCCUCUGCUGGGACUCCAUGAAGUGGUUUUCACUGUUCUGAUAGAUGAAUGUGUGGAAGGCAGCAGUCGCUACGCCAGGAACUUUAUCAACCUUACUCUCAGCUCGUUUCAGGGAUUCUUAGUCGCUGUGCUGUACUGCUUUGCUAAUGGAGAGGUCCAAGCUGAACUGAAGAAGCGCUGGCAACUUUUCCUGUUUACCAACCACGCCCAGUUCAGGAGCUGCUUUUGGAGCGUACCGCUGAAGUACCUGCGGAGGAAUACCCGGAUGCACCGCCCGCAUUGCUCUCAGCAGAACAACCUUUUUGACAAGGACAUAACGUUCACAACACAUCCACACUUGCUCCAGUUAGCUGUACAUGAAGGGGGUCCAGGACUUGCAAUAGGAGAGGUAAAACGUUUAAAGGACUGUGACACAACAGGGCAUGUCUUUCUCAACAGAAAGAGCUUAUCCAGUAGUGAUGGGGAGUUAACACUCGCAGAGACAAUGGAGGAAAUUCAGGAGGAGAGCCAAUUCUGAUCCCCUUCAGUGGGUUAACUUUUAUCAUAUUGUAUAUAGCAACCGCAUAGCAAUAUAUUAUUGAUGCUGAAUCAUGUGGGCAUUCAUACCCUGUUCUUUAAUGCCCUAUGUUGAAAUCUAGACCUUUCCAAUUGUUUGCAUUAUGUUCAUGGUGUAUUUAUUCCCCCCAAAACCCACAUAUGUAGUUAAUACAGACAAACAACUCUGUCAUCUAGUCUGUAUUUGUGCCUUUAGUUUUUGGGAUAUUUUUUCAUUCUAUCGUCGAUGUUCUGAGCAAGUGAAUUGCAAUGGAGUCACUUUAGCAACAUUGUAUUGUAUGUAUUUAUAACAUGGAUUUGUAACAUCGACUCAUGAAUAAAGUGGAUUCUACUCCACAA